GUUGAACUGGGAAUGGCUGCGCCAUCUAUGCAGGCUCAGUGUAACCCUACCAAAGACCUUCUUGCUCUGGACGAGAACUCCGCUGUUAUCCCCAGAACAUCAUCUAGUAAUAUUCUCUUGCUCAAUAAUCCCCUUUCAUUAAGUAUUUACUUCACUGAUGACCAUUAGUGACGCUGGCCGCCUCCCACGCCGAAAUGACAAAUUCUUCCGGCGUCCGGGGGGACAAGCUCUGGCAUGUCUACCGCUAUUCGCAGAAGCCAAACACCCUCAUGGUCCUCGGCAGCAUCCUCACCAAGCCGGACGAUCUGGAGUCCUCGCUAAACUACGCGAGCGGCAUCGAUGCAUUCCCGCCGGACAAGAUCGAGGACCAGACGCCAGCCGUCCGCCUCUUCAUGCGCUCUGAACUCACCAGGACGGAUGGGGCAAGGAUCAAGGCCCUCUUGCCAGUCACGCCCAUCGUCAGUGCCGGCGGAGGGGUGGAUGCAAAAUCAUCGAGGAGCGUGGAUGCCACCGUCGAGGCCUCGGGCGUCAGGGCAAAGGCCGUGUUGCCGCAUACUGCCAAGGACUACAUGGAAAAGGCCCUGCAGGCACCGGGCGUCGUGGAGUAUGUCAGGAGGGGCAUCUUUGCGGAGCCAUUGUACAUGAUUGUUGGGGUCGCGACAUGCCGGCGAUUAACCGUGGGCGACUCUUCCAGCAGGACAAGGUCGGGGUCCGUGAGUCUUGACGCGGGCCUCGCCGUCGGAGGGGUCGAGGCUGGGAUAGGUGUCUCUAGAGAGAGGGGCAGAUCUGCGGAGACGGAGCGGGAGGUGACUGAGGAGUGUGACUUUGCAUAUCGGGUACGAGAGUUCCAGUAUUCGCGGCGCAAGAAACGGAUCAAGAAGUCGGCCGAUGUGACGGACGGCGCAAUGUUCGGGAUGGAUAAUCCAGGGGAAGAGGGCCCAUUUGAGGAGGUGCCUGUUUUCGAGUAUUUUGAGAGUGAGGAUGAAGAUGUUGGCUCUAACUAACACCGACAAGUUCUCAAUGACCAAUGAGUUACUUUGAAACAUGUAGGAUACAUAGGGUACUAAAAUAUAGUUUGGCUGAAGCCUCAAGGAAUAUACAUAGCAAGGAACUGUCUUAGAGUCGA
Diaporthe batatas is the source of this 1126-nucleotide messenger RNA. RefSeq lists its product as uncharacterized. The transcript has a single exon. Bases 195 to 1004 code for a protein of 269 amino acids. The record is from RefSeq and is a predicted model, not a curated record. Lineage: Eukaryota; Fungi; Ascomycota; Sordariomycetes; Diaporthales; Diaporthaceae.